AUUUAGUAAAUAUUCGGGGAAUUCAGCUUUCUCUCCUAUUUUUAUUCGAAUUUUCAUUAAAUUUCCACAGAAUUUACGAUUUUUCACCUGAUUUUCAAAAAAAUUGUUAUGAAUUCGACCUAAAAACGAUUGAAAAACUGAAAACUUCCACACGAUGAGUGAAGCAAAGAGCUCCAAAUCCGGCGGAAUCCCGAAACCGGCGAACAUUGAAUGCAAAAAUCUUCAGGAAUAUCUCAAAAGUCGUCCUCCAGAAGUGCUUGACAAAUUGUACAAUUAUCCAGCUAUUUGUCUUGCGGUUUAUCGUGAACUCCCCGAAAUUGCUCGUCAAUUCGUGAUCAGAAUCCUUUUUGUAGAACAACCUGUGCCAAAAGCUGUCGUCAGUAGUUGGGCUUCGCAAGUUUACGCGAAGGAACAUCAGCAUGCCUGCACUGUUCUCAGCGAUUUGUGCAUUUGGCGAACGAAUCAAAUCCCCGGAGGAUUGACAGCGUGGGAAUUAUCGACAAUUUUCAAAAAAAAUCUUAAAAUUGCUUUGCUAGGAGGAGGCAGACCAUGGUCGAUGGUGUCAUUGGAACAAGAUGCAAAAACGCGCGACGUUGAUUUCUUGGAUAAUUAUGCGAUGUCGCGUUGGCGAUGCGUUUUGCAUUACAUGGUCGGUGCAGGUUCGUCAUCGAAAGCAGCUGAUGCGAGUACCGAAGGAAUUUCCCCGGAUGCUGUUCGAAUUUUGCUUCAUGCGAAUCUCAUGAAACGCGAUGAAACCGACGGAACUCCCGUAAUCACGCGGCAAGGCUUUCAAUUUUUGCUGCUCGACACUCAGGCGCAAGUUUGGCACUUUAUGUUGCAAUAUUUGGAUACUUGCGAACAACGAGGCUUGGAAUUGGCGGAAUGUCUAUCGAUGUUGUUCCAAUUAAGCUUCUCCACAUUAGGCAAGGAUUACAGUUCGGAAGGUCUGAGUGCCGGAUUGCUAACAUUUUUGCAACAUUUACGCGAAUUUGGCUUAGUUUAUCAGCGAAAACGCAAAGAAGGACGUUUUUAUCCGACAAGACUGGCAUUGAACAUUACCUGCAAAGACAGUACCCCAUUAAUUCUGGAAGAAAAAGCCUCGCAAGAGAAGGGAUACAUUGUUGUCGAAACGAAUUAUCGAAUUUACGCGUACACAGAUUCAAAUCUUCAAGUUGCCUUGCUCGGACUUUUCACGGAACUCCUUUAUCGCUUUCCAAAUUUGGUUGUUGGCGUCUUAACGAGAGAUUCAGUGAGACAAGCGUUGCGCGGCGGCAUCACCGCAGACCAAAUAAUCAGUUAUUUGAGACAACAUGCACACACAAACAUGAUCCAGCAAGCAGAAGCGCAAAAACAGAAAAAUCCGUUGCCGCCAACAGUUGUCGAUCAAAUAAAAUUGUGGGAAAAUGAGAGAAAUCGAUUCACAUUCACGGAAGGCGUCGUUUACAACCAGUUCAUGAGUCAACAUGAAUUUAACGCGUUACGUGACUUUGCACAAUCGAACCAGUAUUUGCUGUGGCAGAACGAAAGGACUCGCACAAUUGUCGUUACGAAACAGGGGCAUGAUGAUGUUAAGAAAUUUUGGAAGCGUUACUCAAAGGGCGGCAAUUAGGAAUAAAAAACUGUUUAAAUAAAAAAGAAAAUAUCGAAUUUGAAU
This is a messenger RNA of Culicoides brevitarsis, 1654 nucleotides long. RefSeq names its product general transcription factor IIH subunit 4 (gene mrn). The coding region runs from base 155 to 1609 and encodes 484 amino acids. The record is from RefSeq and is a predicted model, not a curated record. Gene Ontology annotation, molecular function: ATPase activator activity; double-stranded DNA binding. Gene Ontology annotation, biological process: nucleotide-excision repair. NCBI's taxonomy places the organism in Eukaryota, Metazoa, Arthropoda, Insecta, Diptera, Ceratopogonidae. Gene Ontology annotation, cellular component: transcription factor TFIIH core complex; transcription factor TFIIH holo complex. The transcript has 2 exons.